This is a messenger RNA of Daphnia magna, 746 nucleotides long. It is a transcript of the gene RpL28, whose product is annotated as 60S ribosomal protein L28. The coding region runs from base 16 to 693 and encodes 225 amino acids. Gene Ontology annotation, biological process: translation. Gene Ontology annotation, molecular function: structural constituent of ribosome. The record is from RefSeq and is a predicted model, not a curated record. Gene Ontology annotation, cellular component: cytosolic large ribosomal subunit; ribosome. The transcript has 5 exons. NCBI's taxonomy places the organism in Eukaryota, Metazoa, Arthropoda, Branchiopoda, Diplostraca, Daphniidae.
CAGUAGCGACAUCUGAUGACGUCAACGUAUACCCAUCUUUCGCACGUGGUUGAUCUUUUCAUUGCAAAAAAUGAAAUAAAGAUUUUAAAAAACUACUUUAAUUCAAUUGUUUAUUAUUUUAAAUUGUUCUAUCAAUUACCAAUUCCAAAAAUUGAGACCUUAGAGUGUUUAGGGAUUGAAUACAGUUCUUUCGCAUUUCUCCGCUUGCUCGCGACCGGAAUCACUAGUUUCUUCUCCUUCUUUUUUUUCGGCCGACACCGAAGUUGUAGCAGGAAAAUGUCGUCCUCCCACCUUCAGUGGCUCAUCACCCGUAAUACCAGCUCCUUCGUUUUGAAGAAGCGUAAUGUCAAACAGCCUUUCUCCAGGGAACCACUUCACUUGACCAACAGGCAUUGUUUCAAGUACAACACACUGGUCCAUAAGAAUGUCAUUGGUGUUGAACCUGCCAAGGACAAAAAUGGUUUCGUUGUCGUGAUGAAGAGCAAGAAGAAAGUGUACAAGCCUAAGGCAUCCAUGGUCAGAUUCCAGAUUAAGUCUGGACCCCGUCACACCUUGGCUAAAUUGAGCAACAUUGUCAAGAACGGUUAUCGCAAGGACUGCAGGGGAGCAGUUCUGAAGAGGGCAUCUGCUAUCAUCCGCUCAGAGAAAACCCGAGUAGCCAAGAAGGCAAAGCCUGCAAAGAAAGCUGAAUAAGCUUAUGUAUGACAAGAGUUAACUGAAAUAAAUUCUUGUGGGUACAAAUCAAA